Aricia agestis (brown argus) is the source of this 1320-nucleotide messenger RNA. RefSeq names its product pyruvate kinase-like. Gene Ontology annotation, molecular function: magnesium ion binding; pyruvate kinase activity; potassium ion binding. The record is from RefSeq and is a predicted model, not a curated record. Bases 1 to 1320 code for a protein of 439 amino acids. Gene Ontology annotation, cellular component: cytoplasm. Gene Ontology annotation, biological process: glycolytic process. The transcript has 8 exons. Lineage: Eukaryota; Metazoa; Arthropoda; Insecta; Lepidoptera; Lycaenidae.
AUGCAUCAAUUAGUUGAUACUGAUCUAAGUGAUCCCAAUGUCUUCUUUACAACACCCAACAAGUCCAGAAGAUGUCCUGUUAUGGUCACAAUAGGUGACUAUAACGAAACAUCUGUGGACUUACAACAACUCUUGGAAGCUGGAAUGAACAUUGCUAAAUUGAAGAUAGCAGAAACUUCUACAGAAGAAAGGUCUUUUAUUCUGGAAAGACUCAAAAAAGCAACACAAAUAUGCUGUCGUAAAUACGACGUACAAUACUGGCCAGUAGCAACCUGCGUUGCGCUUAAGAAUUCUAUGGUUAAAACUGGACUUUUAGAAAGUGAAGAAGAAUAUAUAGAAAUAAAAGAAGAUUCUGAAAUUAUACUUACUAAUGAAGAUAAAUAUUACGAUAAAUGCAACGAAAAGAAAAUAUAUGUUAAUAAUCCAUUUCUCACUAUAGACACCAAUAUAGGUGGCUUCUUAUCAAACGUAUGUGAUUUUUGUACAAGAGUUGAAAACCAUUCAAGACCAUUUAUUACGCAAAAGGAUUGGGAUAUUGUCGACUUUGCUAUAGAAUAUGAGAUAGACAUGAUUAUUUUAAAUUAUGUUACAAACAGAGAAGUGGUGAAAGAAGUAAAAAAAUAUGUAAAAGACAAAAAGAGGCCGAUGAUAUUAAGUGGAAUCGCUACAAUGAAAGGACUUAAGAAUAUAGACGACAUUAUGAAGGAAUCCGACGGAAUCGUAUUGUCGAGGGAGUUUUUACCGUACGAAGUGUCAGCGACAUAUCGAUACAGAUUGCCGUACAUUCAGAAAUGGCUGGCAGCUAAAUGUUUCCAGGUCGGCAAGCCUUUAUUUAUUUGCGGUGGAGUUUUCGAAGAGGCUCUUAGAUUCGGAAAGUUUCGGUAUCCCCAGACGACAGACGUAUGUAAUGCAAUACUAGAUGGAAUCAGUGGCUUCAUUCUCAAAUCCUGUGCACCUUCUACCACUUUAACUGUUAAAGUAUUGAAAUCGAUAAACGAAAUAAGCUGCUUCGUUGAACCCUUAAUAACGAGUUCCUCGCAUUUUAUGAGGAUUAUUAAAGAGGUAAAAGUACCAGUCAACGCAGCAGAAGCUGCCGUCAUAGCAUGUGUCAUGGCCGCCAGACAGACCAACUCGCGUGUGAUCAUCCUACCCACAGUCAGUGGCGCGACAGUCAGAAUUCUGAACUGGAUUCGACCACCAUGUUUAGUCAUUGCUAUCAGCUCUGAUGUGCGGACGACUCGCAGACUACAUAUUUAUAGAGGUGUAACUCCAUUGCUGUUCUCUAGUAAGUAUCUUCUUGAUUCUUUCCAGUUUAUGUGA